GCAGCCCACCUGAAUUCUCUUCUCCUGACAACAUGUGUUGCAACUACGGGAACUCCUGUGGCUAUGGCUGCGGAUGUGGCUAUGGCUGUGGCUAUGGCUCAGGUUAUGGCUGUGGCUAUGGGUCUCGCUAUGGCUGUGGUUAUGGCUCAGGUUAUGGCUGUGGCUAUGGCUCAGGUUAUGGCUGUGGAUAUGGCUCAGGUUAUGGCUGUGGCUAUGGCUCAGGCUGUGGCUGUGGCUAUGGCUCUGGUUGUGGCUGUGGCUAUGGCUCGGGAUGGGGCUGUGGAAAAGGCUCCUGCUCUGGGUGUGGAUACGGCUCUGGCUGCUGUGGCUACCGGCCAUUUUGCUACAGAAGAUGUUAUUCUUCUUGUUGCUAGACCAUCACUCUCCAAGACCCAUUUGCCUCUGAAAUGAUACAUCUAGAGAGAUGACUGAUUCAAGGAUCCAAACCCCCACAUUCCUAUAUCCACGGAAUUGCAUGCUUGGCAGAAGAUUUGACCCCCAUUGAACAUUUGUUAGGAUGGCAUCUUGAGGCUCCAGGCUGUGUGGUAUCAUCUGACUAUUUCCCAAAUGUUGGUCUUUGUUCCCUUAAUCUGGAUUCUGUGUUGGGACUGUGCCAGGGAUCCUAAGAUCCCACAG
This is a messenger RNA of Ailuropoda melanoleuca (giant panda), 636 nucleotides long. RefSeq names its product keratin-associated protein 21-1-like. The record is from RefSeq and is a predicted model, not a curated record. The transcript is spliced from 2 exons. Bases 33 to 374 code for a protein of 113 amino acids. NCBI's taxonomy places the organism in Eukaryota, Metazoa, Chordata, Mammalia, Carnivora, Ursidae.